CCUCACCAGUCUGUUCCGAGUCGCCCCUAAUCUCCUCUCCUCCUCCUCUCCCCUCCUGCACGUCUGGUUUAAGAGAGUGGCUUCCUUGUUUGGGGGUGGGCCAUAGUCCGUGCAUCCAGCCUUCAGUCGAUCGGAGAGGUGUUUUCCCCUGUACAGCGGAGAGAGGAACUACACGGCCAGGCGGAUAACGUUACUCACUCUGUCUGAGAAUGUACUAGUCUGAAGAAAUGGCAUGCGGAUACACUUUAAAACAAAUUACUUUAACUUGGUAGCAAUAUGGAUUAUGUCGUACUCAAGGGAAUGUGAACGGGCACCGGAGACAGACUCAGGCUGGAAGUUUUGAAGGGCCGAUCACGGCGCCUCUUCCCCGGUCCGGUGUUAUUACCGGGGUCCCAUUUUCCCGGGUAGCCCCAUGCAAAACAUAACGGCACCCGGCAGCCACAACAACAACUCUGAUGUCAUUUGCUCCUGUAACUGCACCGGUCCCCAGCCGGAGGGAAUGGAGAUAUCUGUCCUGGAGUCUGCUCAGAUCCUCAUCAUCCUGGUCCUGAUGACUGUAAUGCUGCUGGUGAUUGGCUGUCUGUUGAACCACUACAAGCUGUCUGCCUGCUCCUUUACGACCAGACAGAGCCAAGCCCGGAGGCGAGCACAACACCUACAGCAGGAUGUGUGUCUCUGGCCGCCGGACAGCGGCUCUCGACAAGGUGCCUCCGAGGUGGUGUAUUUGCCCCAGGCCAGGGAGAGGUUCACAGCCCCCUCCUUUAUGUCCCGGGAUCGUUUCAGUCGCUUCCAGCCCACCUACCCCUACCUGACCCACGACAUCCACCUUCCCCCCACCAUCUCCCUGUCUGACGGAGAGGAGCCCCCGCCCUACCAGGGCCCCUGCACCUUACAGCUGAGGGACCCAGAGCAGCAGUUGGAGUUAAACAGGGAGUCGGUCAGGGCCCCCCCCAAUAGAACCAUCUUCCACAGUGAAGUGAUAGACAUGCACAGUGGAGGGGGGGGAGGGCCGAGACCACCCAGCAGUAACUCUGGUAUCAGCGUAGCCAAUAGCAGCAGCCACGGACGCAUGGAACGCUCGCCUCCGGCAUAUUGUGAGGUGAUUGGUCACUUUUUUCACCACCCGCACAGCAGUAACCCACUCGGGACCUGGACCGGGGGUGGGACCAGCCAGCAGGGCCAAUCAGAAAGCACAAUACCUGCCAAGGCCAGGAAAGGGGAGGAGCUGAGGUGAGAUGGAUGAGGGACUAAGCUGUCUUAGACUCCUCCCCCCUGUAAAGAGGUGUGGCCAAUCUCUAUAUGGACCGACACUCCCAGGAUGCACAACUAAACACAACAUUAUCGCCCUGCUACAAAUACACACAACAUUAUCGACCUGCUACAACUAAACACAACAUUAUCAACCUGCUACUGCUAAACACAACAUUAUCGACCUGCUACAAAUACACACAACAUUAUCGCCCUGCUACAAAUACACACAACAUUAUCGACCUGCUACAACUAAACACAACAUUAUCGCCCUGCUACAAAUACACACAACAUUAUCGCCCUGCUACAAAUACACACAACAUUAUCGACCUGCUACAACUAAACACAACAUUAUCAACCUGCUACUGCUAAACACAACAUUAUCGACCUGCUACUGCUAAACACAACAUUAUCGCCCUGCUACAAAUACACACAACAUUAUCGACCUGCUACAACUAAACACAACAUUAUCGCCCUGCUACAAAUACACACAACAUUAUCAACCUGCUACAACUAAACACAACACAGAGAGGAACCAAGCAUAAAUACAUUUCUUUUUUCAUUAAUUGAAAGUCCGUACCGACCCCGAGCUGGACUGGGUGGUUUUAUACAGACCAGGGUCUGUACUGACCCCGAGAUGGACUGUGUGGUUUUAUUCAGACCAGGGUCUGUACUGACCCCGAGCUGGACUGGGUGGUUUUAUACAGACCAGGGUCUGUACUGACCCCGAGCUGGACUGGGUGGUUUUAUACAGACCAGGGUCUGUACUGACCCCGAGCUGGACUGGGUGGUUUUAUACAGACUAGGGUCUGUACUGACCCCGAGAUGGACUGUGUGGUUUUAUUCAGACAAGGGUCUGUACUGACCCCGAGCUGGACUGGGUGGUUUUAUACAGACCAGGGUCUGUACUGACCCCGAGCUGGACUGGGUGGUUUUAUACAGACCAGGGUCUGUACUGACCCCGAGCUGGACUGGGUGGUUUUAUACAGACUAGGGUCUGUACUGACCCCGAGCUGAACUGGGUGGUUUUAUACCGACCAGGGUCUGAACACAACCAAGCUGGAGAAGGAACGACUCAAACAUCCAAAUCUUAGUGCCAAGGUUACCGUGGAAACAGAGGAGAGGAACUGACGUGUCUAUGUAACUAACAAUAAAAAUAAUAAGCGUUC
Oncorhynchus kisutch (coho salmon) is the source of this 2417-nucleotide messenger RNA. RefSeq names its product low-density lipoprotein receptor class A domain-containing protein 4-like. Gene Ontology annotation, biological process: negative regulation of transforming growth factor beta receptor signaling pathway. Gene Ontology annotation, cellular component: Golgi membrane; early endosome membrane. The record is from RefSeq and is a predicted model, not a curated record. The coding region runs from base 413 to 1234 and encodes 273 amino acids. The transcript has 4 exons. NCBI's taxonomy places the organism in Eukaryota, Metazoa, Chordata, Actinopteri, Salmoniformes, Salmonidae. Gene Ontology annotation, molecular function: R-SMAD binding.